This is a messenger RNA of Phacochoerus africanus (Common warthog), 10449 nucleotides long. RefSeq names its product zinc finger protein 462 (gene ZNF462). The coding region runs from base 305 to 7801 and encodes 2498 amino acids. Gene Ontology annotation, biological process: regulation of gene expression. The transcript has 13 exons. Gene Ontology annotation, cellular component: nucleus. The record is from RefSeq and is a predicted model, not a curated record. Lineage: Eukaryota; Metazoa; Chordata; Mammalia; Artiodactyla; Suidae.
GAGAGAGUGAGAGGGAGAGGGAGGGAGGGAGAGAGAGGGAGAGGGAGAGAGAGACGGAUAUCUCAGGUCAUCUGCAGCUGCAGCGAGUCUGAGGAGCCGAGGAAGGCAGGGAAGAUGGCGAUCCUCCAUUGCUGAGACCCGGCAGAAGCACAUGAGACUCCCAAACAACUUCCACAACAAUAACCCGAGCAGGAAGAGGAGAAAGAGAAAGAGGAUAAGGAGGCGGUGGGGCUGGAGAACCCGAAACACCUCCCGGCGCCGGGACGCUUCUUCUGUUCCUAAUGUGAGAGAGUAGACCCAGAUCAUGGAGGUGCUUCAGUGCGAUGGCUGUGACUUCAGAGCCCCGUCUUACGAAGAUCUCAAGGCCCACAUCCAGGAUGUCCACACGGCAUUUCUGCAGCCGACGGACGUUGCUGAAGACAAUGUGAACGAGCCACGAUCUGGGUCCAUGAAUGCCAGUAACCAGACAGAGGUGGAGUUUUCGUCCAUAAAGGAUGAAUUUGCAAUCGCAGAGGACUUAUCAGGUCAAAAUGCAACUGCAUUGGGGACCGGAAGUUAUUAUGGCCAUAGUCCAGGAUAUUACGGUCAGCAUAUCGCCCCUAAUCCCAAACCAACAAACAAGUUUUUUCAAUGCAAGUUCUGCGUACGCUACUUCAGGUCAAAAAACCUCCUCAUUGAACACACUAGGAAGGUCCAUGGAGCUCAAGCCGAAGGGAGUUCGGUGGGACCCCCUCUUCCAGGAUCCUUAAAUUAUAACAUCAUGAUGCACGAGGGAUUUGGAAAGGUCUUCUCUUGCCAGUUUUGCACAUACAAGUCACCAAGGAGGGCAAGAAUAAUUAAGCAUCAGAAGAUGUAUCACAAAAACAAUUUGAAGGAGACCACUGCUCCCCCCCCUGCCCCAAGUCCGAUGCCAGACCCGGUGGUGCCGCCUGUGUCUCUGCAGGACCCCUGCAAGGAACUGCCAGCGGAGGUUGUGGAGCGCAGCAUCUUGGAAUCCAUGGUCAAGCCCCUGACCAAGUCUCGAGGCAACUUCUGCUGUGAGUGGUGCAGCUAUCAGACCCCCCGCCGGGAACGCUGGUGUGACCACAUGAUGAAGAAACACCGCAGCAUGGUCAAGAUCCUUUCCAGUCUCAGGCAGCAGCAAGAAGGGACUAAUCUGCCCGAUGUGCAGAACAAGAGCGCCCCCAGCCCCACUUCCAACUCCACCUAUCUGUCCAUGAAUGUGGCCAGCCGGGAGAUUCCCAACACUAACGUCUCCAACUUCAGGGGCUCCAUGGGCAACUCCAUCAUGAGACCCAAUUCUUCUUCCACUUCCAAGUUUUCACCCAUGUCUUACCCUCAGAUGAAGCCGAAGUCACCUCACAACUCUGGCCUUGUUAACUUGGCAGAGAGAUCCCGUUAUGGAAUGGCUGACAUGACCAAUUCUUCGGCCGACCUGGAAACCAAUAGCAUGCUAAAUGACUCUAGUUCCGAUGAAGAGUUAAAUGAAAUAGACAGUGAGAAUGGUUUAAAUGCUAUGGAUCACCAGACAGCAGGCAUGUCUGCAGAGCAGCUGAUGGGCUCAGAUGGCAACAAAUUAUUGGAGACGAAGGGGAUUCCAUUUAGAAGAUUCAUGAAUAGGUUCCAGUGCCCCUUUUGUCCUUUCCUCACCAUGCAUCGACGUAGCAUCUCCCGUCACAUAGAAAACAUCCACUUAUCUGGAAAGACAGCUGUCUACAAAUGUGACGAAUGUCCGUUUACUUGCAAGAGCUCGUUAAAACUUGGGGCUCACAAACAGUGUCACACGGGUACAACGUCAGAUUGGGAUGCUGUGAAUUCCCAGAGCGAAAGCAUUUCUUCCUCACUGAAUGAAGGUGUAGUGUCUUAUGAAAGCUCGAGCAUCAAUGGGAGAAAGUCAGGGGUCCUGCUGGAUCCCUUGCAGCAGCAACAGCCACCGCCACCCCCGCCACCCCCACCGCCACCACCUCCUUCACAGCCGCAGCCCCCGCAGCUACAGCCACCCCAUCAGGUGCCGCCCCAGCCCCAGCCGCCACCGCCACCUCCCCCCACUCAAGUCCCACCUCUGCACCCCUACAAGUGCACCAUGUGUAGUUACUCCACCACGACUCUGAAAGGGCUGAGGGUUCAUCAGCAGCACAAACACUCGUUCUGUGACAACUUGCCAAAAUUCGAGGGGCAGCCCUCAAGCCUGCCGUUGGAGAGCGAGACAGACAGCCACCCCUCUUCCAGCAACACUGUGAAGAAAAGUCAGACCUCAAUUCUUGGGUUGUCCUCCAAGAACAACUUUGUAGCCAAGGCCUCUCGGAAACUCACUAAUGACUUUCCUCUCGACCUCUCGCCCGUGAAGAAGAGGACCAGGAUCGACGAAAUAGCAAGCAACCUGCAGAGCAAAAUUAACCAAACCAAGCAGCAGGAAGACGCGGUGAUCAACGUGGAGGAUGACGAGGAGGAAGAGGAAGACAACGAAGUAGAGAUAGAGGUGGAGUUGGACAGGGAAGAAGAGCCGACGGAGCCCGUCCUGGAGGUGCCCACGUCCUUCGCAGCCCAACAGAUCUGGGUGAGAGAUGCCCCUGAGCCCCAGAAGGAGCCCACCUUCAGAACUGUCACCCACGAUUACAACGCCACCAACGGGGCCGAGAUAGAGCUCACCCUCUCUGAAGACGAAGAGGAUUAUUACGGCUCCUCCACGAACAUGAAAGACCACCAGGUUUCUAAUACCGCUCUGCUCAACACCCAGACGCCGAUCUACGGAACUGAGCACAAUAAUGAAAGUACGGACUUUAGUGACUCGGGAAGGCUUUAUUAUUGCAAACACUGUGACUUUAACAACAAAUCUGCCCGGAGCGUCAGCACCCACUACCAACGCAUGCACCCGUACAUUAAAUUCAGCUUCAGGUACAUCUUGGACCCCAAUGAUCACAGUGCCGUGUACAGGUGCCUGGAAUGCUACAUCGAUUACACCAACUUUGAAGACCUGCAGCAGCAUUAUGGCGAGCAUCACCCGGAAGCCAUGAAUGUACUCAACUUUGACCACUCGGACCUGAUCUACCGAUGUCGAUUUUGCUCCUACACGAGCCCGAACGUCCGAAGCCUGAUGCCGCAUUACCAAAGAAUGCAUCCCACCGUUAAGAUUAACAACGCCAUGAUCUUUUCGAGCUACGUGGUGGAGCAGCAGGAGGGGCUGAACACGGAAUCCCAGACGCUGAGGGAGAUCCUGAACUCAGCUCCCAAGAACAUGGCCACAUCCACCCCUGUGGCCCGCGGUGGCGGCAUGCCAGCUCCCUUCGCGAAAAACACUCCUUCCAAGACCUUUCCUCCAGAAUGUGAAAACCAGAAGGACCCCUCGGUCAACACAGUUGUCGUGUAUGAUUGUGACGUGUGCUCUUUCGCGAGCCCUAACAUGCACUCUGUGUUGGUUCAUUAUCAGAAGAAACACCCAGAAGAAAAGGCUUCCUACUUUAGGAUCCAGAAAACCAUGCGAAUGGUGUCUGUGGACAGGGGCUCUGCCCUUUCUCAGUUAUCAUUUGAGGUGGGUGCUCCAAUGUCUCCCAAAAUGUCCACCAUGGGUUCCCCACCCCCCCCACAACCCCCGCCACCAGACCUCAGUACUGAGCUUUACUACUGCAAACACUGUUCCUACAGCAAUCGGUCAGUUGUGGGAGUCCUUGUCCACUACCAGAAAAGACACCCAGAGAUAAAGGUUACUGCCAAAUAUAUCAGACAGGCUCCUCCCACAGCUGCAAUGAUGAGAGGGGCCGAGGGGCCCCAAGGCUCCCCCCGGCCACCUGCCCCCAUGCAACAGCUCAACCGAAGCAGCGCCGAGCGAGAUGGCCUUCCCGUAGAGAAUGAGAUGUUCUUUUGCCAGCACUGUGAUUACGGGAACCGGACGGUCAAGGGUGUCCUCAUUCAUUAUCAGAAGAAGCACCGAGACUUCAAGGCCAACGCGGAUGUGAUCCGGCAGCACACAGCCACCAUCCGAAGCCUCUGUGACCGGAACCAGAAGAAGCCCACCAGUUGCAUGCUGGUGCCCCCCUCGAGCAUGGAGCGAGACAAGACGAAACUGCGAGCGCUCAAGUGCAGGCAGUGCUCGUACACCUCCCCCUACUUCUAUGCACUGAGGAAGCACAUCAAGAAGGAUCACCCUGCCCUGAAGGCCACAGUUACGUCCAUCAUGCGGUGGGCAUUUCUUGAUGGCUUGAUAGAAGCUGGCUACCACUGCGAGUGGUGCAUCUAUUCCCACACGGAGCCCAGUGGUUUGCUCCUCCAUUACCAAAGGAGGCAUCCUGAGCAUUACGUCGACUACACGUAUAUGGCUACCAAGCUCUGGGCUGGGCCAGACCCGUCCCCUCCCUCCCUCACGAUGCCUGCCGAAGCCAAAACGUACAGGUGCAGAGACUGUGUUUUUGAAGCCCUCUCCAUCUGGGACAUCACCAAUCACUACCAGGCAUUCCACCCCUGGGCCAUGAACGGGGACCAGUCAGUGCUGCUGGAUAUCAUCAAGGAGAAAGAUGCUGUGGAGAACCCCAUCCUGCCCUCGGAAGAGCUGGUGGGCCCUAUGAAUUGUGAAAACAGUAUGUCGGCCCCCCUCUUGGAGCAGGAAGCCGAGUGCCCAGAGGACGCAAGACUUUCUCCAGAGAAGAGCAUCCAGCUGGCGUCCGCCAACCCCGCCAUCUCCUCCACCCCGUACCAGUGCACGGUGUGCCAGUCUGAGUAUAACAACCUGCACGGCCUUCUGACCCAUUACGGAAAGAAGCACCCAGGCAUGAAAGUGAAGGCUGCCGACUUUGCCCAGGACAUCGACAUCAACCCCGGCGCCGUCUACAAAUGCAGGCACUGCCCUUACAUCAACACCCGCAUCCACGGCGUCCUGACCCACUACCAGAAGCGACACCCAUCCAUCAAGGUGACCGCCGAGGACUUUGUGCACGACGUGGAGCAGUCGGCCGACAUGACCCAGAACGAUGUGGAGGAGACGAGCCGGAUCUUCAAGCAAGGGUACGGCGCCUACCGCUGCAAACUGUGUCCCUACACGCACGGCACUUUGGAGAAGCUCAAGAUCCACUAUGAGAAGUAUCACAACCAGCCCGAGUUUGAUGUCUUUUCCCAGUCGCCCCCGAAGCUGCCAGUGUCCCUCGAGCCCGAGAUAACCACUGAAGUGAGCCCCUCCCAAGUCUCUGUGACCGAGGACGAGGUGGGAGAAGAGCCUGUGUCCACGUCUCACUUCGCUACCUCGCACCUGGUCUCCCACACUGUGUUCCGGUGCCAGCUCUGCAAGUACUUCUGCUCCACGCGGAAGGGCAUAGCCCGGCACUACCGCAUCAAACACAACAACGUGCGCGCCCAGCCCGAGGGCAAGAACAACCUCUUCAAGUGUGCCCUGUGUGCCUACACCAACCCCAUCCGCAAAGGGCUGGCCGCCCACUACCAGAAGCGCCACGACAUCGACGCCUACUACACCCACUGCCUGGCGGCCUCCAGGACCAUCAGCGACAAGCCCAACAAGGUGAUCAUCCCGUCGCCACCCAAGGACGACUCGCCGCAGCUCAGUGAGGAGCUCCGGCGGGCCGUGGAGAAGAAGAAGUGCUCCCUGUGCUCCUUCCAGUCCUUCAGCAAGAAAGGCAUCGUGUCCCAUUACAUGAAGCGCCACCCGGGCGUGUUCCCCAAGAAGCAGCACGCCAGCAAGCUGGGCGGCUACUUCACCGCCGUCUAUGCCGACGAGCACGAGAAGCCGGUGCUGAUGGAAGAGGAGGAGAGAGGCGGCUUCGAGAAAGCAGAGGUGGAAGGGAGCGAAGGGCAGGAAAUCGAGUGGCUCCCGUUCCGCUGCAUCAAGUGCUUCAAGCUGUCCUUCAGCACGGCCGAGCUGCUGUGCAUGCAUUACACUGACCACCACAGUCGGGACCUCAAGAGGGACUUCGUCAUCCUGGGCGGCGGCCCCCGCCCGCAGAGCUCCGCCUACCAGUGCAAGCACUGCGAUAGCAAACUGCAAAGCACAGCGGAGCUGACCUCGCACUUGAACAUUCACAAUGAGGAAUUCCAGAAGCGUGCCAAACGUCAGGAGAGGAGGAAACAGCUUUUGAGCAAGCAGAAAUAUGCAGAUGGUGCUUUUGCAGAUUUCAAACAAGAGAGGCCUUUUGGUCACUUAGAAGAGGUGCCAAAGAUCAAGGAGAGGAAGGUGGUGGGCUACAAAUGUAAAUUCUGUGUGGAAGUGCAUCCGACGCUCCGUGCCAUCUGCAACCACCUGCGCAAGCACGUCCAGUACGGCAGCGUCCCAGCCGUGUCAGCCGCCGUGAAGGGGCUGCGUUCUCAUGAGAGGAGCCAUCUGGCCCUGGCCAUGUUUACCCGCGAGGACAAGUACAGCUGCCAGUAUUGCUCCUUUGUUUCUGCCUUCAGGCACAAUUUGGAUCGCCACAUGCAAACCCACCAUGGACACCAUAAACCAUUCCGAUGCAAACUCUGCUCCUUCAAGUCCUCCUACAACAGCCGGCUGAAGACUCACAUCCUCAAAGCUCAUGCUGGUGAGCAUGCCUACAAGUGUUCCUGGUGCUCCUUUUCCACCAUGACGAUCAGCCAGCUGAAGGAACACUCCCUCAAGGUCCACGGAAAAGCCCUGACCCUCCCCAGGCCACGGAUUGUCAGUCUACUCUCCUCACACGCCCACCACUCCUCCCAAAAAGCCACCCCGUCUGAAGAAGUGGAAGACUCCAAUGACUCAUCCUACUCCGAGCCUCCAGAUGUUCAGCAGCAGUUGAACCACUAUCAGUCCGCAGCUCUGGCAAGAAACAACAGCCGUGUUAGCCCUGUGCCUCUUUCUGGGGCUUCAGGGGGCGCUGAGCAGAAAACGGAAGCUGUUCUUCACUGCGAAUUCUGUGAAUUCUCCUCUGGCUACAUCCAGAGCAUCAGGCGCCAUUACAGGGACAAGCAUGGAGGGAAGAAACUCUUCAAGUGCAAAGACUGCUCCUUUUACACAGGCUUUAAAUCUGCUUUUACUAUGCACGUGGAAGCCGGGCAUUCAGCGGUCCCCGAGGAGGGCCCCAAAGAUCUUCGCUGUCCUCUCUGCCUCUAUCACACCAAAUACAAACGCAACAUGAUUGACCACAUCGUGCUGCACCGAGAAGAGCGCGUUGUCCCCAUUGAAGUGUGCCGAUCCAAACUGUCAAAAUACUUGCAGGGAGUAGUUUUCCGCUGUGAUAAGUGUACCUUCACCUGCUCCAGUGACGAGAGCCUCCAGCAACACAUAGAAAAGCACAAUGAACUGAAACCUUACAAGUGCCAGCUCUGCUACUACGAGACCAAGCACACAGAGGAACUGGACAGCCACCUUCGGGACGAGCAUAAGGUAAGCCGGAACUUCGAGCUGGUCGGACGGGUUAACUUGGAUCAGCUGGAACAGAUGAAGGAGAAGAUGGAGAGCUCUAGCAGUGAUGACGAGGACAAGGAAGAAGAAAUGAGCAGCAAGGCUGAUGACAGAGAUCUGAUGAGAUUUUCUGACCGUGGGGCGGCCAUCAACACUGAGAAGCGUUUUCCAUGUGAAUUUUGUGGUCGGGCGUUUUCCCAGGGCUCUGAGUGGGAAAGGCACGUGCUGAGACACGGCAUGGCGUUGAAUGACACCAAGCAGGUGAGCAGAGAAGAAAUCCACCUGAAAGAUAGCAUGGAGGACAGUAUUAAGAUGCCCUCUAUAGAGGAAAAGGAAGCUGAUGAAGCAAUCGGGAUAGACUUUUCCUUAAAGAACGAAACAGUAGCCAUCUGUGUCGUAGCUGCUGACAGAUCUCUCCUGGAGAACGCAGAGGCCAAAAAAGAAUAAGUGUUUGGUGAAAUUCUUCAUCACCCCUUACUUGAACCGUGAUUGAAAAAAAAAGUGGGAGGGCCAGCUUGGGCUGUGAAGGUGGGGACAGAAAAGAGAAGACAGAACAAAGCUGCUUUUUAGGACUGAACAAUCUAUUUUCAAAGCACUGGUACCUGUGUGAGUGAGUAUGUAAAUUAAAGUUAUUUAAAUGGUUGGAACAUGUGGCUCCUUUUCCAUCACUACAUCUUUCCUUCCGGAUCUGCAUCUUGGAAGUUUCGUUGUGUUGUGGAAGACGGAAGCACCUCCCCUGCACACGUGUGCGCUACGGUGGUCUUGGACAGUGUGUGGAAACAAGCUCCGCGACAGUAGAAGACUUCUCUUAGGGGAACAACUUUUUGACGCACAACUUUCGGUGCGUUUUUCUAGUUUUAAUACCUUAAGCUUUUUCAAGACCUAACUGCAGCCGCUUUGGGAAAAAACAAACAGAAAAAAACAAAAAAAAACAAAAAAAACACAAAAACAGAAAAUGAAAAAAACUGCUUUGCAUAAAACAGUCACCUGUUUCCUAGUACCUCAAACUUAACCAAGGGAAUUCUCUGCAUUUGUCAGUACUACCUGUCGUCAUUGUGGUUAAAUGUAGAGAGAACUGCUGGGCAAGAUGGUGAAUGGAGAAAAAAAAAAAAAAAGAGUUUUAAAGAAAGGAACACAAAUUGUGCUUAAAAUCCCCAUGUGGGUUUUAUUUCUUAAAAUACUGUGAUUUUUUUAAUUAUUUUAGUAAAAAACAAAACAAAAAAAAGAAACAGACUUUAAUUAUUAGAUAAAUGUUUGUGAAUUGUCAUCCUUUAUUCCAGGUAAGCUGUUUAUUAGUGUUCAACUAUAAUUUAGAAUUUGAUAGUUUUCAUGUGAACUAAUUUUAAGGUGACUGUGGAAUUUUGUUUGCCACAUGUUUAUUUUCUAUCAAUUUGAGUGUUACAAACACAGCACAAUUCAGUUUUUCAUAUACAUUUUUGUGUGUGUGUUGUUAUUGUUGUUUUGAUUUGGGGGCAAGGGAGAUUUUGUUUUUUGUGAAUAGGAACAUUUUUAUUUUAAACACGGAAAUAGCAAAGACGUUAACCUGUUUUUUUUUUUUUUUUAAUUUAACUAAAGAACCAAACUUUUCGGCACAGCUAUGCAGCUUGUGGGCCAGACGAGGAAGUCCUCUUCACCCUUUUGUUGCUGUCAAAUGUACACAUUCUCUGUCUCACAGGAAUAAUUUCUGUUAGGAUGGGCUGGGCUUUUGUGUGUGAUUUUUAAAAUCUGUGUUGUUUUUGUUUGCCUUGUGGGUUUUUUUUUUUCCCAGAGGUGGGGGAGGGGAGGGUUCUCAUUUAUUUUGCAGGACAAGGGGAUGUGCUCGAAUCCCAUCCCUUUGGUGAGAGUGUUCGAGAAAUACUUAUAUCCUACAAGGAGCCUGGAGAACUACUUUUUUUUUUUUUUUUUUAAAUCUAGCUGCCAGCUGCUCUGUUUCCCCAUAUUAGCUUUUUCAGGAGGGAGCAGCUUAGACUAAAUCUAAGUCUACAUUUAUAAUACGUUCUGAUUGUGAACAAAGGGUUUCGUUCCAAAAAGUAGAACUUUCCUUGAAGCCUAGGUUUUAGAAGCCUGUGUGCAUGUGUGCUGGGCAGUGAGUGAGUGAGUGCGUGCGUGCGUGCGUGCCUGCGUGCGUGCGUGUGUGUGUAUGAGUCCUUUGGUUUUCAUGUUUUUUUGUUUUUCUUUUAACUUGGAAGGGUUGGGGGCGGGGGGGAGGGUGAAAGGGAAGGGGAAUUGCUGAGAUGACAGUGUCCCACACAGCUUCAAAUAAAAUCCAUGGAAAGAUAUUGCAUUUGUGGAAUAAGUGCUUACUUGAAAAGCAUGUUCUUCUUUUAUUUUCUUGCUGUUUAGAAUUUUUAUUUGUUGGGCGUUUGUUUUAAUUUAAAUUUUUUUUUUUUAGGGAUGGGGGCCAUCAUGUGGAAACCAGAAAAUGGGGAAAGUGUGAACUAUCUAGACAAAGAUUCAUUUUGUGUCCAUAUUUGUUUUUGAUUGGCCUCAUUUCAAAUGUACUAAACAGUUCCAUACCUGGAUUGGGUGUUUGUAAUGGUUACCAAAAAAGGAAAAAAAAAAAAAAAAAGGAAAGAAAAAAGAAAAAAAAAAGAAAAUAAUUGUGACAUGCUUUUAUCACUACUUUAUUUUUCAAAUAACAUGUAAAUAUUGUAAUCCAUUGGAUUUUGUUUUGCUAACCUGUUAAUAAAAAUAUGGGACCAUUAUCCUUUUAACAAGGCUAGAAUGUCAUUUUUUUUUUCUUUUUUCAAACAUAUACCUGAUAUUUUGUGGCCGCACAUUUUGGAUGCAUUAUUAUAAUUCUGUUGACUGUAAUGACAUAGAAUUUACAACAUCUUUUUUUGUUUGUUUAAUUUAUACAGAGGACAUUUUUUUUUCAGAGCUUGAGAGAAGAAAAUAAAUAGCAAAUGAUAACCUAUUGACUCCAAUAAUCAGUGUUUCCCAGUACUUGAUAAAAGAUAGGGAGAUCCUGAGUUCUUGAAGCCAAGGGUUUUAAAAAACAACAAAAAAAACACACAAGUAGGUUAUUCAAGUUGUUUGCAACAUACAUUUUGUAAUGAAAUGUGAGAAAUUAAUAAAGAAUUUUUUCACAUGUG